UGUCAUAGAAGUCUUUGUUUUGAUUUUGCAUUCUAGCUUGUGUGGAGUAAAGGCUUACUGACUGAAUAGACUACCCAAAUGUCAUUCGACUGAAAAUGUUUAAACUACAGUUGUUUCGUGUGUUUUUAAAUGAGCGUUUAACGGCGGCUGCUGUGGAUAUUUUUGGGGCAGUUGAGAAAACGGUAGUGGAGUACCAGGAGGAGAAUGAUCGGCUACGGAGACUGCUGGGGAUCACACCGGAGCUCAUUACACCAGAGUUACAACUAUGUCGAACUGGUGACUCCCUGCAGCUCUCUCUCUCUGUCUCUGAAGAGCAGGUUCCCCCUGAGCAGCAGCACUGUGAGCAGGAGUGGAGCCCCAGUCUGGGGCAGGAGGACCCAGAGACCACACUGAUUAAAGAAGAACAGGAGGAACUCAGCACCAGUCAGGAGGAAGAGCAGCUUCAAGGGUUCUUUGAUACCAAAGACUUUAUAUUUACUCCUUCCUGUGUGAAAGGUGAAUGUGAUCAGGAGGACCCACUUCAGUCCCUGACUCUUCCCCAAACCCAGACUGUGGAGAACAGAGAGAGAGACUUUAAACCAGUGGAUCGCAAACCUUACGCCACUGUGACCCGCCUAAAGGAUCUCAACAAUCUGUGUGACCCUCCAGAUAAUCAGAACAAUGCUUUCAUCCUCAGCUCUGCCAUAAGCAGCGACCCAGUAGGACGUGACAGCAGCCCACUAUUGGAUCCCAACCCACUGAGUCUCAACCCACCAAUGGAGAAACAGUGUUUCAAACCCAGCACAUCUAGAAGAACUUACCACUGCCGUGACUGUGGUGAAACAUUUGCACUGAAAGCUGACCUGCAGAGGCAUGUGACUCACACCAGGAAGAGACCCAGUGAAUGCCUCUUCUGCAAAAAACUCUAUACCUCCACCUGUAAACUGAAGGCCCAUGUCCAACUCUGUCACGGUGGUAAACCCUGCACCUGCCCCUUUUGUGGGAAGACCUUCAAACAAAAAGGACAUCUGUCCAGGCACAUGAGUAUUCACACAGGAGAGAAACCAUUUUGCUGUGGUGACUGUUGGAAAAGCUUCAAUCGUAAGGAGCACCUUACCAGGCAUAUACGCAUUCACAGAGGAGAGAAACCUUUUAGCUGUGGUGACUGUGGGAAAAGCUUCAAUCGCAAGGAGCACCUAACUGAACAUAGACAGACUCACACAGGAGAAAAACAACAUGGCUGCUCAGUCUGUGGUAAAAGAUUCACUCGGAAGACUCAUCUACUGAAGCAUAUGGACAAUAUCCACAAAGAGGGAAAAACAGACAGAAGAAAGAAAAUCUUCAGUCAGAAGAUGGGAAUAAAAAGGCAGGAUGUGGACAACACUCGUAGGAAAGGAAAGCAACCCCAGACCAUUCAUACUGUGGGUCUCAGAUAAAUACAUAUACUGUACCAUGGACUUAAUGUUGUAAAUAAAGUUUGAUUUGAUUUGAAUGACGAGGUAAUGAUCAAACCGUACAGAGUAUUGUAGGAAAUUCACAGGUCUGCUGUAAUAAUAAUAAAUAAUAAU
Oncorhynchus mykiss (rainbow trout) is the source of this 1547-nucleotide messenger RNA. RefSeq lists its product as uncharacterized. Lineage: Eukaryota; Metazoa; Chordata; Actinopteri; Salmoniformes; Salmonidae. Gene Ontology annotation, molecular function: RNA polymerase II cis-regulatory region sequence-specific DNA binding; DNA-binding transcription factor activity, RNA polymerase II-specific. The record is from RefSeq and is a predicted model, not a curated record. Gene Ontology annotation, biological process: regulation of transcription by RNA polymerase II.